Molecule: messenger RNA, 583 nt
Organism: Malaya genurostris
Lineage: Eukaryota; Metazoa; Arthropoda; Insecta; Diptera; Culicidae
Gene: RpII18
Product: DNA-directed RNA polymerases I, II, and III subunit RPABC2
Exons: 2
Coding region: 129-524 (131 amino acids)
Biological process (GO): DNA-templated transcription
Cellular component (GO): RNA polymerase I complex; RNA polymerase III complex; RNA polymerase II, core complex
Molecular function (GO): DNA binding; DNA-directed RNA polymerase activity
Source: RefSeq, a predicted model, not a curated record
ACUCUGCUGCAGUUCGCCAUCACGUUAGGCGCAUUGUUGUUUUAGAGGUUUCUUGAUUUGGAUUGUUAAAUAUUUGUGCUUAUACUAUCAACGUAAAUCGUUGUAUUAUUUAAAUUUCCAUUUGAACGAUGGAUGAUGGUGAUUAUGAUAACGACGACGUCGGAGGAGACGAAUUUGAUGAUGUCGAAGAAGAUGAUAACAUUGAUGAACUAAAUCAAGAAGAAGACGGGGAUAACAUCGAACUCAUCACACCAGGACAAGCCGGUGGGGGAGUUCCAAAAUCUAAAAGGAUCACUACGAAAUAUAUGACAAAAUACGAACGCGCCCGAGUUCUGGGCACGAGAGCAUUACAGAUUGCGAUGUGCGCUCCUAUUAUGGUUGAGUUGGAAGGUGAGACGGAUCCGCUGCAGAUUGCAAUGAAGGAACUGAAACAGCGGAAGAUUCCUAUCAUCAUUCGUCGAUAUUUACCAGAUGCUUCGUACGAAGAUUGGAGCAUUGACGAGUUGAUUAUUAUUGACCAUUAAUAAAUUAAGGAAUUGUAUUUACUAUUAGAGCCUAAUAAAUUUCAUAUUUAUAAAUUAAA